CCAAGCCCCGCCCACCCCCUGCCAUCCCGCUUGCUAUAAAAGGGCCGCCGCCUCCUCCUGCGCCAGGAGUGGUCCAGGUUCGCCGGGUGUCUUUUGAAGUCGGCUUGAGUGAGAAAAUGUCUACCGGCAAUGUCCAGAUUGGGAAGUCAGUUCCAGACUUUCAGGCCACAGCAGUGGUAGAUGGAGCCAUCAAGGAAUUAAAAAUGUCAGACUACAAAGGAAAAUAUGUAGUACUUUUUUUCUAUCCGUUGGACUUCACCUUUGUGUGCCCUACGGAGAUCAUAGCUUUUAGCGACCGAGUUGAGGAGUUCCGCAAGAUCAACUGCGAGGUUAUUGCUGCCUCUGUUGACUCUCAGUUCACCCACUUGGCCUGGAUUAAUACCCCAAGAAAGGAUGGUGGGUUGGGUUCCACAAACAUCCCACUUGUGUCUGAUGUCAGCCACAACAUCUGCAAGAACUUCGGUGUGCUGAAGGAGGAUGAGGGCAUUGCAUACAGAGGCCUGUUCAUAAUUGAUGCUAAAGGCAUUGUUCGGCAGAUCACCAUCAAUGACCUCCCUGUGGGACGUUCUGUGGAUGAGGCGUUGCGCCUGGUACAAGCCUUCCAGUUCACAGACCAGCAUGGUGAAGUGUGCCCAGCUGGCUGGCAACCAGGUGGUGAUACCAUCAAGCCCACCGUGAAAGACAGCAAGAUGUUCUUUGCCAAGCAGCAGUAGAGUGCUUUGUAUUGUGCUACUGAAGGAAUCUGGUCCAAUGUGAAGGGAUUAUUCACAUAGAAUCUUCCCCAUAUAGUUCUCUAGAAGAAAGAUCACUCCGGAAGACCUGGGCUGCAAAAGUCUUGAACACUGUAGAACUCGCUCAAAUGUAGGUUUGAGCAGGGCACCUGUUUGAUUGCGUUUCAAUAAAAGUGGAGAUUGAAAUAAA
Molecule: messenger RNA, 921 nt
Organism: Anolis sagrei ordinatus
Lineage: Eukaryota; Metazoa; Chordata; Lepidosauria; Squamata; Anolidae
Gene: PRDX2
Product: peroxiredoxin 2
Biological process (GO): cellular response to stress; leukocyte activation; hydrogen peroxide catabolic process
Cellular component (GO): cytosol
Molecular function (GO): thioredoxin peroxidase activity
Source: RefSeq, a predicted model, not a curated record